Messenger RNA from Anopheles bellator, 1952 nucleotides. It is a transcript of the gene cdc14, whose product is annotated as dual specificity protein phosphatase CDC14AB. Gene Ontology annotation, biological process: protein dephosphorylation; regulation of exit from mitosis; cilium assembly. Gene Ontology annotation, cellular component: spindle pole; kinociliary basal body; mitotic spindle. The record is from RefSeq and is a predicted model, not a curated record. Bases 332 to 1807 code for a protein of 491 amino acids. Gene Ontology annotation, molecular function: protein serine/threonine phosphatase activity; protein tyrosine/serine/threonine phosphatase activity. NCBI's taxonomy places the organism in Eukaryota, Metazoa, Arthropoda, Insecta, Diptera, Culicidae. The transcript has 5 exons.
UUUUAUACCUGAUCGCGUUCUCGUACUCUUUCAUAUGUUUUAUACAAACUCAAAAUUAAUUUUAGUCCUGUACGCAAAGAAAAUAAAUACUAAAUUCUGUUUGUGCCAUUCGUGAACAGUAUGCGAACAUUGCAAGGGCUGUGGUCGAUUUACGGACUUUAUUUAUUGAGUGCAGUUUCAUUCGUGUUCUUUGCUGUUUAAAUUACCUCACGCACACAUCGAUUGUACUGCUUCUGUCGUGGGAGUCAGGAUAUCUAUAAAAGACAAUUGGAAGCAGCCCAGCUAGCAGUCAAUAGUUACAUCGUAUCAUUCGGAUCGGCCUUUACAAACAAUGGAUUUCAUUAUUGGGCAAGAGGAAUUAGUAAAGGAUGUCGACAAUACUCCUGCUAUCGAAUCUGACGGAGAUGACAUGUACGGUUGCUUAUUUCGCUCAGUGGCAUGCGUCAUGAAGCAUCGCCGCCUAUAUUUCGCCGUCCUGCAUCAGAAAGACAGCAUUCCACACUUGAAAAACUGUUAUAUGUUCUCGACAGAUAAUGUACUGUAUGAAAAGUUUUUCGACGAUUUCGGUCCAGUACAUUUAAGCGCCGUGUAUCGUUAUUGCAAGAGCUUAAACGAAAUGCUCGAUGAACGAGAUGUAGGUUACUUCCGAAUCUUGCACUAUACAUCACCAGAAACGCCCAAGCUGCUUAACGCAGCAUUUUUGAUGGGCAGCUAUGCCAUCAUUUAUCUUCAGCAUACUGCUGAGAGUAUCUUGCGAACGUUGCGUAUGCAGUCGAACAGACUUGGCAAAUUUUGCGAUGCGUCACAGCAUGGCCCUAGCUACCUGAUAUCAUUAAACGACUGUUUGUCCGCGAUGGAGAAAGCGCACUCUAAAGGCUUUUUCUACUUUACGGAUUUCGACUACUACGCCUAUGAGCACUAUGAAAGGGUCGAGAAUGGUGACCUAAAUUGGAUUGUGCCGGGAAAAUUGUUGGCUUUUUCUGGUCCUCACAAGGACUCGCGCGUGGAAAACGGCGUGCAACUGCAUGGCCCGGAAAAGUAUAUUGAAUAUUUCCACUUAAAUAACGUGACCGCUGUCGUGCGGCUGAAUAUGAAAAAAUAUGAUGCAAAGAAGUUCACUGCUGAAAGAAUCAAACACUGUGAACUGUAUUUUGUUGAUGGAGGAGUUCCGACCAACAUGAUUUUGCGUCGCUUCCUUUCGUUUUGUGAAACGGAAAAGGGUGCCAUUGCUGUGCACUGCAAGGCCGGACUCGGUCGUACUGGAACUCUCAUUGGAGCAUAUAUCAUAAAGCAUUUCAGCUUCAGUGCACUGGAAGCGAUCGCUUGGAUACGUAUUUGCCGACCGGGGUCUGUUAUUGGUCAACAGCAAACAUGGCUACAGCAUUCUGAAUCAUUCUUGUUUGCCGAAGGUAAAGCUUACAGACAAAUGCACCCAUCUUCCAAUCGGCGUAGGCUUCCUUAUGGAAUUUAUAGCAUUAAGAAAAAUGCCAAUGCUUGGAAUGCUGAUGCACUGAUCUUUGAAGGCUCUCAUUCAACUCGUGAUCACGUUGGAGUUAUCUUCCCCAAAAAUGACAUAUUACACCUCUGUGACAAGAGCGAAUAUACAAAUACUACGGGUGCAACAAAUAAUCAAAUAAACAACAACGUGUUGGCGAAUGAAGAUUCUUUCCAAACUGUCGUCCACGCUGAUGUUCAAAAGCAGAACGUUGUCGUCGAAAAUAUUGGCCAAGAAUCCAGUUUACCCACUCAAGGCGAUCAAUUGAAUAAAAUUAAAGUGAAUCACCGGCGCAAUGCACAACAAAGAUGACAAUAAACUAAAAAAAAAAUAUUUUUAACGAUUCCACUAAUACUAUCUGAAGAUACAACUCAUAACAAUAAUAACACAAAUAGCUGCUGUUAUAGACUCAUAAUUAGAAUGUAUUUUCUAAUGUAACAACUUAACCGCCAUAAAU